This is a messenger RNA of Cloeon dipterum, 1287 nucleotides long. RefSeq names its product E2F transcription factor 2 (gene E2f2). The record is from RefSeq and is a predicted model, not a curated record. The coding region runs from base 168 to 1079 and encodes 303 amino acids. Gene Ontology annotation, cellular component: RNA polymerase II transcription regulator complex. Lineage: Eukaryota; Metazoa; Arthropoda; Insecta; Ephemeroptera; Baetidae. Gene Ontology annotation, biological process: regulation of transcription by RNA polymerase II. The transcript is spliced from 3 exons. Gene Ontology annotation, molecular function: protein dimerization activity; DNA-binding transcription factor activity, RNA polymerase II-specific; RNA polymerase II cis-regulatory region sequence-specific DNA binding.
CCGUAGCGCUUGUGGUGGCGUAGUUGUUGCGCCUUGCUCAAUUUGAAAAUAUUUUGUUGACAAAACGCGACGAGGGAAAAUUACCCGCUAAAGUUGCAAUCCGUGCCUUUUCUUAUCGUCAGUGCGAAUUGUUUGCCAUUCAUGAAAAACCAAGAGAUUCGAGAAAUAUGAGUGACACACCUUCGGCACCGAGUCGCUUUGAGAAGUCGCUUGGCUUGCUCACAACCCGAUUUGUAACGCUGCUUCAAGAAGCGAAAGAGGGCAUUCUUGACCUGAAAGUAGCUGCUGACAUUUUGGCAGUGCGGCAGAAGCGUCGUAUCUAUGACAUCACCAAUGUCCUUGAAGGCAUUGGGUUAAUUGAGAAGAAGAGUAAAAACAGUAUACAAUGGAAAGGAGGCGGCCCCAGCGCCAACACUGCAGAGUAUGCAGAAAGUCUGAUAAUCAUCAAGGAAGAAAUGAGGCUUUUGGAGGACUAUGAGAAAAUAAUCGACACCCACCGUCGUUGGAUCCUGCAGAGCAUGAAAAAUGUCACGGAGGAAAAAGCUAAUGUCCCUCUCAGCUAUGUCGCGCCCAUGGACCUAGUUGAAGUCUUCUCCGAGGGCAAUUUGCUUGCAAUUCAUGCUCCUCCUGGUGCCUCCCUAGCGAUGGGCACAAUCUCCGAAAAUAAGUUCAGCUUCAGCAUCAAGUCCACUGGUGGACCAGUUCAGGUUUCUUUUGUCGACCAGCAGAAGUCUGUUGACUAUCACAAUGAGCGCAGCUUGAAGAGGAAAAAGGAGGAGGAGGAGGAUGAGGACAAGGUCAAACCCAAAAGACCAGUUAAAGGUCGCCCUGCCAAGAGAGCCAAGAGUGAAGAUGAGGAAAUUGACAACAUCUUGAACAUGCUGGAGAAGCACGAGUCUGAUCAGGAAAACACGGACCCCCUCAUUUUACAAAAUUUUGAGCAGAUUUACGAAGAUCUGGUGCUCGACUGUGAGAAGUGGCCAGUGCAGAGGCUCAGCCCACCCACCACAGCACAUGACUAUCAUUUCAGUCAUGGAGACAAUGAGAGCAUUUCAGACCUUUAUGAUAUAGAUGCCUAACCAUUACUCAAUCAUUAUGUAAAAUAUUGUAUUUUUACCAAUCACCAUCAUUUUCUUUGCUGGGUCGCAUUGCUGUUUUUGUUGGCAUUAAAGCGCUAUUGCGGUACAAAUCUUACGCUUGGCGGUAGAUGUUUCGCGCCAAAAUUUUGUAACUGCACUAGUUGGAUUGCCCGCACUUAAACAAUAAAAAAACUACUCUGCAACACAA